Molecule: messenger RNA, 2325 nt
Organism: Sabethes cyaneus
Lineage: Eukaryota; Metazoa; Arthropoda; Insecta; Diptera; Culicidae
Gene: tos
Product: exonuclease 1
Exons: 2
Coding region: 1-2325 (774 amino acids)
Biological process (GO): mismatch repair; DNA recombination
Cellular component (GO): nucleus
Molecular function (GO): DNA binding; metal ion binding; 5'-flap endonuclease activity
Source: RefSeq, a predicted model, not a curated record
AUGGGUAUAACAGGGCUGAUUCCGUUUCUGGAAAAAGCGUCCAGCCAGUUUCACUUGCGCGACCUCCGGGGCCAGUGCGUAGCUAUCGAUAGUUACUGUUGGCUACACAAAGGCGCUUUCGCCUGUGCAGACAAACUUGCCCGUGGAGAGCCGACUGACGUUCACAUCCAGUACUGCCUAAAAUACGUCAACCUUUUGCUGUCCCACGAUAUCAAACCGAUUCUGGUGUUCGAUGGCAGACACCUCCCGGCGAAAGCUGCUACAGAAGCUAAGCGACGAGAAAGUAGAAACAGUUCUAAGAAACGGGCAGCUGAAUUGCUGCGGGAUGGUAGGAUUGAUGAAGCCAGAAGUUUCCUGCGUCGUUGCGUUGACAUCACCCACGGUAUGGCUUUACAGCUGAUACAGGAGUGCCGGAAGCGAAACGUGGACUGUGUGGUAGCCCCGUAUGAAGCCGACGCUCAGUUAGCUUUUCUCAACAAGAAAGGCAUUGCACAGGCUGUAAUAACGGAAGAUUCCGACCUGAUGCUUUUCGGAUGCAGUAAGGUUUUGUUUAAACUUGAUCUUAACGGACAGGGCAUGAUGAUUGAAGCCGAUAAACUAUACUUGGCUAUGGGAUGCAAAGAAGAAAAAUAUUCUUUUGAUAAGUUUCGUUACAUGUGUAUUUUGUCUGGAUGCGAUUAUAUGGACUCGCUUCCAGGAAUAGGAUUGGCCAAAGCGCGGAAAUUUGUUCUCCUGACCGAAGAAACAGAUGUACGGAAAGCGCUAGCUAAAAUACCCGCUUACCUUAAUAUGAGACACCUGGAAGUAACUGACGAAUACAAGAUGGAUUUUCUGAAAGCAGAUGCCACAUUUAAGCAUAUGGUGGUAUAUGAUCCGACGAAAAGAGAACAAACAAGGUUGAAUGACCCUGAAGAGAUGGGAACGGAUUCUGAGCUGUGCUGCAACGCAGGCAGUUUUUUAGAUGAAGGAACGGCACUUCAACUUGCUUUGGGCAAUUUGGAUCCCUUCAGCAUGAAAAGCAUGGAUGACUGGCAUCCGGAUCAUGAAGGCUGUCAACCGACCGGUGGAAAAACGAUGAGCUGGAAACAAUCAUCAAUUGCAAAGCAUACCAGUGUUUGGAAACCUAACUAUCAAACACGAAGACCGAGUUCAGAAAGUAUUCGGGAAAAUUUGAUAAUAAAAAACCACUUUAAAGCAGCAGAGACGCACGCAAAACGACCUGUUCCUAAUCCGGAUUUUGAGAAUGCUGAAAAGCAUGAAACUAUCGACGAUCUCUUGAAUGCUUAUGGAAUUAAAUCAAAAAAUGAACAGCCACCUUUGAAGAAACUUUGUUUGACUACAGCUUCUGUUUCAUCGAUUAGUUUUGCUGAUAGUACACAAGUGCUUGAGAAUAUGCCAUCUUUCGAAUGCAGCCCCAGUAAACUACAUUCACGGCGUAAUCCAUUCCAGAUAAGUUCAACCGAUUCCACUUCUAUCAGGAGUCGCGACUCAAGGUCAGAAGUUUUAUCACCGACGAAACUCACCAUAGAAAAUAGCUCUUUGCUACGGAACGUUAGUCCGGUGAAGAAGAUAGAAUUUUCCGCUAGUUCCACUAGUUAUUCUAUUCAAGCCACAUCCAGUAAAACUAAUAAACUAAGCCGGUUUAAGCGGGCGACUGUAACUAAUGUGGACGAUGGACAAAAGGUAAUUAGUAGGUUUUUUUCGACAUCGAUUGCUACUAGCGAAACAAUUUCUGAAGAAUGCAACCAAGACGGUACCGUCGACGCCACAAGUGUUUACUUGCUUUCGCCGGAAGCAAAGCUGCACCAACGAGGCGAUUCAACGCCCAAAAAGCAAAAACCACUCUCCGGACUGGUCGAGCGCUUGUACUCGCCAGAUCCUCCGACAAAACGUUUUGACCAGUGCACGGAAGCAGUGGACAAUGGGUUCAUUGAAGAACCGGAACAAGGCUUCAGCUCGUCGCAGAAAGAGAACGAGAUCACGGUGAAAGAUGAAGUGACAAAUGGGAAAACGUCUCGGUUGCAAUUAUUUUCCAAACAGGACCCCAUUCGACUAACGGAGAACGUUACCAGUGCUAGUGUCACUGUAGCGCAAGACGCGAAGCAGCCGGAAUCGACUGACGAUUUGGCGAUUGUCAUUGAGGACGAAGAGGAGACUGAUAAGCCUGAUCCGACCACUAGAGGAGUGCAAUUAAGUAGGCAAAAUUCCAAGCCUUCUAGUCGACGGGUAGGAUUAGCUAAAGGAAAAAGGGUAAAGGACGUAGGACCAACGCAGAGCAAACUUUCCAUGUUUGGAUUCCAAAAGAAGUAUGUGAUACAGCAGUAA